Messenger RNA from Prorocentrum cordatum, 1788 nucleotides. NCBI's taxonomy places the organism in Eukaryota, Dinophyceae, Prorocentrales, Prorocentraceae. The record is from the annotation of a GenBank genome assembly.
CUCCAGGCGCCGCGCGCGGGCGCCGCGCGCGGGCCCGCCGGCCAGAGCCGCCCCGGCAGGCGCCGCCCCCCGCGCCCUCGCCUCUCGGCCUGCUCGCAGGGAGCGCUGCGAUGCGCGACGAGCCCGAUUAUGACAGCAUGGGGGUCAAGGAGCUCAAGACCUUUAUCAGCAGCCGCGGCCUCUCCCACGCCGACUGCUGCGAGGUCUCGGAUCUGCGCCGCCGCGCCCGCGAGGCGGCGUCCGGCCACAAGGGCGGCGGCGGCAAGGCCAAGGGCGGCGGCGGCGGCGGCGCGGCCUCCUCCAAGCGCGACUCGGAGGGGAAGGACUCGACGUUGCGGGAGCGAAAGAAGGGCUCGGCGGUUGCAGAGAGUGGCUCCUCGAGCUCCAGGGUGAACAACGGCUCCCCGACGGAGGAGGAGGAGUCCCUGAAGACCAAGGUGGCCGGGCUCCAGAGCGAGUCGGGCCAGGUCAUUUUUGGACGGGACGCCUCCGUGAUCCUGGCAGACGUGGACCAGCUGAGGAAGGUCGUCGAGGAGACGAGGCUGACGGCGGCUGGCCGCGAGCAGAUGGUGGCCCAGCUGGACGACGUGCAGAAGAGCCUUGCGUUCGAGGACAACCUGGAGCAGAACUGUGGCAAGGUCAUCCGCUACGGCCUGCUGGCGGUCACCUUCAUACCGCUGCUCCUCUCAGGCCUCGAGACCUUCCUGGAAUUCGCCAUGCGCCCCACCAUGCAGGCCGCGCCCGCCAACCUGAUCGACAUGCACGCCGUGGUCACAGGUGGCUGCGGCGCAGUGGGCUACGACCUCGCCGUCAUGCUGGCCAACUCCGGGGCGGAGGUGAUAAUCUCGUGCCACGGCAAUCCGGACGAGGUGGAGGCGAAGCUCUCCAGGCAGGGCCUUCUUCAGGAGGAGCCCGUACGCAAGAAAGGCGGGACUUCGCGCAAGGGCUGGAUCAAGGUGCUGCCCCUGCAGCUCGAGUCCUUCGCCUCUGUGAGGGAGUUUGCUCGGCGGACCCUCGAGGAGUGGAGCGGCCUGGACAUCCUGGUGCACAACGCUGCCACCAAGGACGGCUGCAGCUUCACGGAGGAUGGCCACGAGCUGUCGACGCAGGUGAAUUACCUCUCGCCGUUCCUGUUGACGCAGCUCCUGCUGCCGUCGCUGCGGGAGGGGGCGGCGCGGGUGGUGCACGUCACAUGCGACGCCGCGCUCCAGCGGCCCGACUGGCUGCCCUGGCCGCUGACGCGAUCUCAGGACGACCUGCUGCCGCGCGUGGACGUCAGCAGCAUCGACGGGGGCCGCGAGCCAGAAUGGGACCCGGACGCCGACCCGGACGCCGACGCCCCCGAAGAGAAGGUCCGCAUCACGGGGUGGCCACGGUCGCAAGCACCACGAGUCUCGUUCUGUUGCCCCCGCCUUGCAGGACCACCGCGCCGAUCCUGGGGCCAGGAUCGGCCCAGCCAGGAUCGGUGAGGUGAUCCGUCGACGUGCCCCGACGACUCCUCGGCAGGUGGAUGGGGGCUUCGUUCUCCUCCUGGUCGUCAUCGUCUUCCGCCUCCCGGUCUUCGUUUUCCUCUGCUUCGUCGUCGUCCUCGUCCUCCUCCUCCUCCUCUUCCUCCUCCUCCUCUGGUCCUGUGGCCCCCUCGUUCUGCCUCCGCCUCUUCCUCCUCCUCCCCCUCCUCCUCCUCCUCCUCCUCCUUGGGCUCCCCCAUGGGCCUCCUCCUCACCCCAAGGAGGAGUGGCUGGGGAGUAAACCCAGAUGCUGUAACACACCCUCCGUCCCAAGUCGCUC